AUGCUCAACAGCGCUCCCCACUACGUACACCACCACGCCUACGCACCUCUCAUGCCGCCGCCGUCGCGCCCGACGAUGGCGAUGGUCGUGGUUCGCAUGGCGCAUGGCAACGAUCCACUUGCUCUCGACCGUCGCUUCGCCGCGCUGGAGGCCAGUCUGAGUCGCGUCGAGGUCCAGCUGAGCGCUGCCAGCGCACUGCAGUCGGUGCAAACGCAAGCACAAAUCGCCCGUGUGCACAACACCCACUGCGCGAUGGGCGAUGCGCUGCUGCCGGUGCCCAAGACCGAGGCAGGCCAUGCGCGACCCGUGUUUGUUGCAAGCAGCGUCGCGGGUCCGCUGCCUCGUCCAGUGGGGAGCACACCGCGUCAGUUCCCAACGACGCGAACGCAGCUCUUGGAUCUCUCGCUCCGAGACCUCAAGAAGCUGGCAUGGUUUUACAGCUCCAGCUUUGGCGUCCACGACCCGAGCGCGACUCGGCACGAGAUCAUGCUCGGCUUUCUGAACUUCGUGCAGCUAUCUUAA
Saprolegnia parasitica CBS 223.65 is the source of this 522-nucleotide messenger RNA. RefSeq lists its product as hypothetical. The record is from RefSeq and is a predicted model, not a curated record. The transcript has a single exon. Lineage: Eukaryota; Oomycota; Saprolegniomycetes; Saprolegniales; Saprolegniaceae. The coding region runs from base 1 to 522 and encodes 173 amino acids.